UCCAUCACACAGCUAUAUAUAGCACAGAGCGUUAACGCUAUAUUGAUCUCGAUUUGACGGUUACUACAUCAUGCACAAACGAUGGUAUUUGACACACGUGCAUCGGUAUGCAUGUCACCAAUCUACAGGUGCCUAAAAUUCGGUUCUUCCUUAAUUAAAAUCCACUGUAAUCUGUGAACAUACAACAUCCGGAAAUUUCGUCAGUGCUGCUUUGUCAGCCGCUGAAGCCGGUAUGACCUACUGCAGUUACUAGAGCUGGAUACCAAGAACCCCUCUUCACUACACUCGGAUCCGUACAAAGGUAGACGCUUUAUAAACGACAGAAGAGAUAUGGCGUGUCAUUUUACCUGAAUCAAUAAUGAUCUUAGUGACUUACUCCAACUAUAGGAGAGUGUUUUGAAAGUUUUUACAAUAGCUGUAUGAGAAUGGCGAUUUCCUUCCACUUGAGGACUAAUGUAAACCAGAUGAAUAGCGUAUGGCUUGUGUAAACAGGGGCAAUUAUUGAUGGUGUACUCAUCAUUAUUGUCCAGUUCCUCCGCGGGAAUAUUAACACAAAUCUGGACUAUCAUCGGUACCAAGCUACAAGCUGAUCACUAUGAACGCAGACCAGGUGAUGAUACUGACGGAUGAGCAGGUAGCAGAAUUCAAGGAAGCGUUUACACUGUUUGACAAAGAUGGUGACGGGACGAUCACCACAAGCGAGCUCGGUACGGUAAUGCGUUCACUGGGACAGAACCCCACCGAGAACGAGCUGCAGGACAUGAUUAAUGAGGUGGAUGCGGACGGUAAUGGGACGAUAGACUUUGAGGAGUUCCUACAUAUGAUGGCCCGUAAAAUGAAGGAGACGGACAGUGAGGAAGAUCUACGGGAAGCCUUCCGAGUAUUCGAUAAAGACGGGAAUGGUUACAUCAGUGCUGCAGAACUGAGACACGUGAUGACCAAUCUGGGAGAAAAGCUGACAGACGAAGAGGUGGACGAGAUGAUAAAAGAGGCGGAUUUAGAUGGAGACGGAAUGGUUAACUAUGAAGAAUUUGUUACGAUGAUGACAAUAAAAUGAAUAACCAUGGGGAAAGUUUGAUCCAGACAACAUGAUGGCGGAGUGGACCGUACCAAACACAUCAUCAUUCCCUUACUUGUAAUAAUCGGACACGUUUGGACUAUGUGCCGACAGGAUGAUAUCCCUUGAUGUGAUCAUUGUUGUGUCCAUGGAAAUACUGUGAUGCCAUUGUAUAGCAUGAAACAUCAUCCGUUGACCCGAGGAAAAAUAGUUUCUUAUUCAAUACGAAAUACGAGCCUGUAUGUUUGUGUGUGAUUUUUUUUAUUAUUUAUUUUCCAAGAAGAAUUAAUAGCGAAACGAAUGUCUGAUAACAGACUGGAUUUAGAACGACGACCUGAGAAUGACACUGACAGAUAAGAUACCAAAGUAAACCAAAUAGUGUGCAUGUGUUAUAUGUGUAUUAGAUGUCAAGUCAUUCUAAAUAUGAUUACAAUAUAAUAAUGAUAUAUAAUUCAUGAUAUUUGUAUGCAAAACAGUGUUGACUAAAGGAGACUGCUGGGUUAUAACGUCAUUGUGUGUUUAUGUUCCUACAUCUAUGUAUGUCCUUGUUCGUAUCAAAACGUAGUGUUAUUUCAAUGAUUUAUUUAUAGGUGAAAACUACAUCCUAGUUUUUAUAUCAUCGUCAAAUGGAAUCGUGCUGAUAACCAACCAAUCGGAAUCGUGUUUAUCAUUGUCAAACGGAUUCGUGCUGAUAACCAACCAAUCGGAAUCGUGUUUAUCAUUGUCAAACGGAAUCGUGCUGAUAACCAACCAAUCGGAAUCGUGUUUAUCAUUGUCAAACGGAUUCGUGCUGAUAACCAACCAAUAAGAAUCGUGUUGAUAUACAAACAUUACCAUGCUUUUAAACAAACCAAAUCGCGUUUUACAAUCAAAUAUAAUCGCGUUUACAUAUACAAUCACAAAAAAUAGUAUUCGUAUAUCUUCGAGCAGAAUCGUAUUUUACAGUAAAGUAUAAUCGCGUUUACAUAUACAAUCAAACAAUGUUUUAAAGAGCCAAACGGGAUCGUGUUUAUACAGUCCGUGGAAGAUUGAUAAUCAGCCAUUAAAUAUCGUACUACCCCAAA
Molecule: messenger RNA, 2121 nt
Organism: Pecten maximus
Lineage: Eukaryota; Metazoa; Mollusca; Bivalvia; Pectinida; Pectinidae
Product: calmodulin-A-like
Exons: 5
Coding region: 596-1057 (153 amino acids)
Molecular function (GO): calcium ion binding; enzyme regulator activity
Source: RefSeq, a predicted model, not a curated record